This is a messenger RNA of Closterium sp. NIES-65, 3312 nucleotides long. NCBI's taxonomy places the organism in Eukaryota, Viridiplantae, Streptophyta, Zygnematophyceae, Desmidiales, Closteriaceae. The record is from the annotation of a GenBank genome assembly.
AUGGCUCGCGACGUCGAGGUGGGCGCUGCCACCUCCGGUAUGGCACGCGUCGUCGAAGGGGGCCUGUCUCUAGACGACGAAGGGGGUCGUGUCGAUGUGGACUCCAAUUCGACAGGUGAAUCGUCAAACUUCCUCUCAAACCCAAGCUUCGAUACAAGCUGUCUCGAUACAGGAUGGCGUCACAAGAAGCUGAACGCGUCGUGCGAUCCAUGGCCGUACUUAUUCCCGUGGCGCGCGUUGGAACCUGGGGAGACACUCUCAACCGACGCGUUCUUAGCCACCGCCGCAUUUGGCGGCGCAAACCGCGGAGCAUUGCUCGCUCCAGCGGGUGCGACACUGGUGGAAGCCGUGGCCGCGACAGCAGAAGUAACGGCAUCGCCUGCUGACGUGACAAUAGCGGAUGGGGUCACGGGAGUCACGGACACUCUUCUGGCAGCUGACGGGUCCCGUUUUCUACAGCUGACUUCCGCUUUUUCCACGUCGUCUAGUGGCGACGGUGCUUCUGGUAGUAGCAAUGAUAGUCCAAAAAAUAGCAGUAGCGCGUUUGGCAGCCCAGGCGUGACGCAAGCGCUGUGCGAACUCAAACCCGCCGCAUCGCCGACCAGCAACGAGUCACAGCAGGCGCAGCAGCAGCAGCAGCAGCAGCAGCAGCAGUCCCCGCGCCAGCUGUCGCUCUCGUUCUUUGCGCGCGCCAGCCUGUGCACGGAGGGGGAAGGGGGCGCGGAAGGGGAGGCGGGGCGGCUGCUGAGGGUGCUGCUGCUGGCAGUUCCGCUGAACGCCUCCGCCGCCGCCACAGCAGGGGGAGAUGCAGCUGCUGGGGGAGGGGCGGGGGAAGGAGGAGCGGGGGAGCAGGUGUGGGCAGAGUGGCGGGUGGGUGUGCCGUGUGGGGGAAGCAGCGCGAGUUUGUCCGGCGCCUUGCCUUGGUUCCACGUGGGACCCCUCCUCUUCCCCCUCCCUGACCCCCCAGAUUCCUCCUCCUCUUCUUCCUCCGCCUCCUCUCCUUCCUCGCUGGUAGUGCCCCCAGGGGGAGUGACGCUGCACUUGGUGAUUCGAGGUGUGCAAGACAGUAACAGCAGCAGUAACAGCACGAGCGGCACUGCCACCGUUACCACCACCAGUGGUAUUGCCACCGCCACAAGCAGCGUAGCUGCCAGCGGCAGUGAGAGCAGUAGCAUCGGCGCCACCAGCGCCACUGUUGCUGCGAGUAUGGGAGGAGGAGGAGCAGGAGAGGGAGCGGGAGUGAAGGCGGCGGCGGUAAAGCGAGUGGACGUGGCGUCGGAAGCGGGAGGAGGAGCAGGAGCGGGGAGCACGGCUAUCGACCUUGCGUCUGUCAUGCCUACCCGCAGUGAGUCAGAGAGGCAGAAAUGGUUGGCAGGGUCACAGGUGUGUCACAGCCAACCCCUCCCCUCUCAAGUCCUCCUCCCAAUGGCUCUCCAACACCCAAGACUCACUCAUUCCCCCUCCCUUCCCCAUCCCUCCUCUCCCCCCCUGCCGCCCUUCCCCCCCACUCCCCAUCCCUGUCACUGCCCUGCAGCCGACCCCUCCCCACUCAAGUCAUUCUCCCACUGGCCGCUCUCCAGCGCGCACCCGCUCAUCACAGCCGGCUCAGCUCGCCGCAAUUCAUCCUCCCUCUCCCUCACCUCACUCUCCGACUUCAAUUCUGCCUCCCUCGCGCUGCACCCUGCCCCCUUCGCCCUGCUCGCCCCCGCCUCGCCCGCCUCCCCCUGCCGCCCCUUCUCCUUCUCCACCUCCUUCACCUUCCGCAUCUCCUCCCCCAAUGCCGCCGGGCUGGGCGGCGAGGGCUUGGCGUUUGUGAUGCUGCCAACGCCUACGCUCGGCCUGCCGGGGCCCUCCCUGGGCUACGGCCGUGUGCUGCUGCCCCCGGGGAGUACAGCUGGUGCUGAUAAUUCCAGUUCCAGCAGUGGCGUGUCAUCUCAGUCGACUCAAAAGUUGCUCUUCCUCUGCAUGUCUUGCUCUCUUUUGCUGCUGCUUUGCGUUUCUGCUGUUCUCUUUAUCUGCUGCUCCCCUUUGCUGCUCCCCCUCCCAUGCACAGCAGCACAGGACAGGAGCCUCGCGGUGGAGUUCGACACAUCUAAAUCUCUCAAGCACUUCUCCCUCCCCUCCCUCUACCAUCCACAGCAGCACAGGAGCCUGGCAGUGGAGUUUGACACAUCGGCCUCCCUGGAGUUCUGGGACCGCCCCGACCACCACGUGGGGGUGAACCUGCACGGCAGCAUGCUCUCUCUCGCCUCUGCCCCCGUGCACCCCCUCGCCAUUCCCGCCCUCAACGCCGGCCAGACCCUCCUCGCCACCAUCCACUACAAUGCCUCCUCCUCCCACCUCACCUGGCUCGGCGGGAACGAUCCGGAUGCAGUUUCGCCCCCCCCGCCGCUGUUGGUGGGAUUCACAGCGGCCACGGGCAAGGGGGCGGAGCAGGCUCAGGCACAUGAGGUGCUGGGGUGGGAUUUCCAAGUGGGGGAGGAACACAGCGGCCACGGGCAAGGGGGCGGAGCAGGCUCAGGCGCACGAGCAGCGGAGGAUCCGCUUCCGUUUUGGGCAGCAGACUCGUUCUCCUUCCCCUACAUCACGCCAGCCACUCCCCUGCUGACACGUGGCAGCACCAAAAAACGCUUCUUCGCCGCAGAUCUCUCUGUCGCUGCUGACGUGGCAUCAUCCAGUGGCCAAUCGGACGAUCCCGCCCCCGGAGCCAUCUACUUCCCUCGCCACACCGACCCCUGCAAGGGUUCUCCGGUGCUCCCCUGUGGCACGGGUGCAUGCACCAAGGCACGUGCCCCGUGGGACCCGUCUGUCCUCGUGCCCUCCUGCAAGUGCCCCUUGAAUCUCCCCUCCUUCCAACCCUCCCACCUCUCCGGCCUGCCCUCCUGCUUCCCUGGUGAGACGUGGAGUGUGGUAGGCAAGAAGUGGAGUGCGGUAGGCACGAGGUGGGGUGCUGUAGGCAAGAGGUGGAGUGCGGUAGGUGAGAGAUGGAGUGCAGUAGGUGAGAGGUGGAGUGCAGUAGAUGAGAGGUGGAGUGCGGUAGACUCCUUCACGUGUCGCCAGUUCCCCCGCAACCCAUGUGCCCCGGGGGUGUGCAUUGAUGACGUAGACGGCACCUACUCCUGCCUCUGCCCCUCGCCCUUCUUCCCCUUCUAUUUCUACCCCAAAGGCGCUGCCCGCUGUUACCAGUUGCGAUUGGCUGAGACUCGAAUGCCCACCUUUCUGUCGCCAUACGGCCUCACAUGCGCGCUCAUCCUCAACACAUACGGGCUCACCCAAGCAGACUUCUUCGCCCAAAACAAGGUCCGGAGUUGA